AUGGAAUUGAUUAGUUCAAAACGAACAACUAGUAUUUUCCGUUUGAUGUUUACGUUUAUUAUCACCAUUUUAAUCAUUUUAUAUUCUGUAUACUACAUCGGUACUUAUCAUGAACUAUCGACUGCGUCUGACUAUAAUAGUUUUCCUGUAAAAUGGAAUAACAAUCCACGUGGUGUUAUUGUUACACUUAUUCGUAGUACGAAUCGAUCAAUCGCUCAAGUUAUUAAUAUGAUUCAUUCUGUGACUCUAUUUCAUUCAACUAAUGAUAAUUUUCAAUAUCCAUUUCUUUUAUUUCAUGAUCACAAUUUUACUUUAGCUUUACGUCAACAAAUUUUAUCAUGUGCACGUUAUAAGAAUAAGACAAUACAAAUUUCAUUUGUUCCUCUUAAUUUCGUAUCAAAUGUUUCACGAUCUGAUAAAUUCUCUAAAAAACAUCUACCUGGUUAUCGUUUAAUGUGUCGAUUCUGGUCAUAUGAUGUUUUUUAUCAUCCAGCAAUUGUUUAUGGAAAUUAUGAUUAUAUAAUGAGAAUGGACGAUGAUUCAUAUUUUAUAAAUAAAACCCAUAUAGAUCUUUUUCAAUAUAUAGGUCGUAAAAAAUUAGAUUAUGUCUAUCGAUCAUGGUAUCAAGAAGAUAAUAAUGCAUCAUUUGCUAUCGAAAAAACAUUUUUAAAUAGAACAAUAGCUAGAAGCAAAUGUAUUUAUAAUAAUUUUUUUAUUAUGCGAUUACAAUGGUUUUAUAGAUCAGAACGAAUACAACAAUAUUUACAUGAAUUAAUUCGAGAUGAUUUAAUACUUCGAGAAUAUGUUGGUGAUGGAUGUAUUCAUGCAGCUAUGCUUGAAAUUGAUCCAACAGCAAGAACAGAACAUUUAAUACAAAUUUCUUAUGGUCAUAAUUAUCAUAUAAUGUUACGCAAUCAUGAAAAUCAUACCUUUAACUAUGUCAAAGAAUUUGAACAAGGAAUACCAAAUUCAUGUCAUCAACUGAUUGUUAUUUGUAGUACAGAGGGCAACGUAACACAAGUUACAAUUGAAUAA
Molecule: messenger RNA, 1035 nt
Organism: Adineta steineri
Lineage: Eukaryota; Metazoa; Rotifera; Eurotatoria; Adinetida; Adinetidae
Source: the annotation of a GenBank genome assembly